CCAAAAGUAGCCCAAAAAUAGUUUCAGCCGGUGUUGGUGCGUGAAAAUAUAGUGGUUUUUAUUACCCAACACAUGCUACGGACGAUUUCAAGUUUAUCCACAACUUGUUUUACGUCUUGUGCUAGUGUUUGCUGUUGGAAUGCGGAUGACUGGCACUAUGAAACCAAGUCCGAAAAAAUCCUCCUCUUCGAAGGUGAAACAACGAACUAAAUCCUCCAGCAGUAACAACAACAAUAGCAUCCUUGGUACCAAUCAGCAACACUCGGCCGGUACAUUGGGUACUUCCACACCAUCAUCGAACACCAAUCAAACGCUACAGCAACCACAUCCGCCACAGAAGCAAACAAUACCACUGAGCGAUUCCUCCGGGAAUGAUGCAUCGAACAUGGGUUCUUCCAAAGAAAAGUCUUCCUAUAAAUCGUACGCCGGACUUAGCUCACGAUCUGUACGCACCGCUUGGGAACAGCACGAUAAGCAGGAAACGGAGGUAGCUCCCGACGUGUACACCAAGCUGGCGGAGGAUGCCACCUACAAACUGUGGGAAUUGGCCAACAACAUAAAAACGUACAGCCGCCAUUCCAGUGGCCGAGUUACAUAUGAUCUGGUCAAUGAAGUGCUGAAAGAUUCCGAUGUACCGCCGAUCGUUGGAGCAAACAAUCAACCCUGGGACAAGAUUGAAUACGAUGGAGCAUACUUUUUCAAUUCGGAUGAAGUGCUGGAUUUGCGUGAAGAAUACAUUAAACACAUAUCGUUGGAGCAACAUAAUGUGCCGGUACUUACCACCACCUGGAUGGCCGAGGCAGACAUUGCAGAAGAUCUGAUAACGAUGCACAACAAUAUAUGCGAUUCUAUUUUCAUUGGAGAUGAAGCGUGUUUCAAUACGGCGAUCGACAUACUGCAGUACAACCGGCAUACGCCUUCUUUGAUGAAGCUGUUGCUAACGAAAGCGAUCGAAAUGCUAGGUUUCGAGUAUACUGAGGAAACGUUGCGUCGAUCAUUGGAGUAUUUGGAGGCGUUGGUACAGAAUUCUCACGUUGCUCAUUCAGACCUGACGUUGGAGCUAAGCCUGCUUAGCCAGCUGUUUGUAAACCUGCUACUCGGUCCCGCCGGUUUCGUUCAUGCAAAAUUACUGCAGACGAACGAUCUUGUCCAGAGACCGGUGGCAACACUCGCUGGUACUGAUCCGCAACAGCAGCAGGAUCAGCAGCAACAACAGCAACAGGUGUUGGAUAAUAUUUCACCACUUUUCACCAAUCCGAUGUCGUUGUUGGAAAAUAAUUUACCCCCAGCGGAAGAUUCAAACAAUUCCAACUCGAACGCCACCGAGGAACUGUUGCGUAGUAUUGAAAACAUAAAGGACGGAGCGGAUGGGAUUGAUCUCAACAUCAAGGACGAAUACGAAGCUCUCUUCUCGAUGGUGCAAGGGUUGGGCAAGCAGGAAGGUGUAGAUGAGAGUAUGGUCGGAUCAGAAUCGCUUGCCGAGGGUGUGGUAGAUGGGUUUCAGGUGAAAACCGAAUUCGACCCCGAUGCGUAUGAUGCAAAUGCGUCGAACUUUAUUGUACAACAAGCGACAGGUACGGUAGUGGGAUCGAGUGGUCACAACGAACAUUCUGCCGCCCUUCACGAUUCCGGUAUGUUGACGAAUGAAAUGUUAAACUCUCUUGCGGCUAGUGCUGCCGCUGCAGCAGCCACCGUCACAGGGACAGCAGUAAACAAUGAUGUGACCAUGUUUGAUCUCAAGCCGGAUGCAAGCAAGAGCAAGAUUGAUACCGGCACACCGCCUACGAUCAUUGACGCAGAUCCGGAAGAAAACGUUAGUUUACCGAUGUCGGAAAGUAGCGACGGUGGGGGCGAAGUGAACAAUCCCAACUCGACCACGCUAGAAAGCGAAAACAUUACAACGUUGAUAUGUGAGGACUAUUUGGUGGAUAGUGUCUGCAGGGUGAUCGGGUUGUGUGCAAGCAAGUGGGGUUUUGUCGAGCAAGAGUGCACCUUUCUGCUGGUGGAGCGUUUGCAACGAUACUUCCAGGAAAGGAAAACGGCCACAAUCGACUACAAUUGGUUGUCGCGAAUUUUUCGAGGACUUUGGGCGAUUGGGGAAUUUGCACUGCGGGAACUGUUGCCCUACUUUUAUCACAUCGACAGCCAAACGAUGCCGGAGUAUUUGAUACCACAUUUUAGUAGCGCAGGAAUUUUCAUGAACGGCCGUUCCGAUAUCUUCUUCUACGAAUAUUUGAACGACAUUUGUGGCGAUAGCUUGAUGCCGUUUAUGUUUUCAUACGAUCAAUACAUCGAAAAGCUGUACUUGAAGUAUCACAAGAAAAGGUUGAAAGUUAUAGCUAUCAAAAAUUGCUACAGAGUGGUAGCCAAGGUAGUUCCUAAGCGGCUUCCACCAUACAUCCCUCGAGCGUCCGCGGUAAAACUCACGCUUCAGUCAUCUUUUGAGGAUUACAGUGAAAAACGUUUGCCCAACCUAUCUGCUUCAAAUCAAACUCCAAUACCCCGUAUUGGGUUUAGAUUUCCGGGUUGUCGGUCGAUUCCGUUAAAAACGACCGCAUGUGCUCUAAAAGCAACAAAUCCUACCAGCAGCAACAGUACGUUUCCGGGUGCCGCAACGCGUGCCGAUGGAGUACAGCAAAAUAGUGCUCUUUUGAGUUCGUUCAACUCCAAAAUAGUCGUAGCCAGACGACGGUUACUAGCGCCAGUUACAAACGAACCACCGAAGCGACAUGUUUUUAGCUUUGGAUCAUGCACGUUGUAAAGGUGCAUUUUAUGCGUAAAAUUAAAACAUUGUACAAAAAUAAGUAAACGGCUUUCAUUCCA
Messenger RNA from Anopheles funestus (African malaria mosquito), 2823 nucleotides. RefSeq lists its product as uncharacterized. The transcript is spliced from 7 exons. NCBI's taxonomy places the organism in Eukaryota, Metazoa, Arthropoda, Insecta, Diptera, Culicidae. The record is from RefSeq and is a predicted model, not a curated record. Bases 140 to 2761 code for a protein of 873 amino acids.